Lathyrus oleraceus (garden pea) is the source of this 1531-nucleotide messenger RNA. RefSeq lists its product as uncharacterized. NCBI's taxonomy places the organism in Eukaryota, Viridiplantae, Streptophyta, Magnoliopsida, Fabales, Fabaceae. The coding region runs from base 247 to 1344 and encodes 365 amino acids. The record is from RefSeq and is a predicted model, not a curated record. The transcript is spliced from 14 exons.
AAUAAAAAAAUCUCAUUAUUUCAUUCUAUUAACUAGGGUAGAACGACAUAGUAGCGAAGCGAGCCUCCAAGGGUUUCAUUAGGUGUGAGAUUAUCUUGGUUUUCUUGGUAAUAAUUUCUCACUAACCACCAUCGUUUUACACCACAAUCGCUCAUCUCCGAACCCUAAAACGGUAGCGUUUUCGCCGUAUAAAUCCCUUUACCACAGAGUGUUCCUCUAGCUGCGGAGGUUCACUGGCCACACACCAUGGCUCUAUCACUCGGGAAGAUCACCAUUAUCCUUGGUGCAGGUUUUGUUGGUUCAGUACUGGCUAAAGAAGGUCGAUUGCCGGAUGUAUCUGGUCUCGUAUCUGGUGCUUUCAAGGUUGUUUUAAGGCAACUUCAAAGCACUGGUCCUACACCAACAGCUAAAAAUCCACAUAAUGAUGCUUUGCUUGAUCAGGUUAAUAGACUUCGGCAGGAACUACAACAGCUAGUACCAGAUAGAUCAAUCGUUAUUGUAAAUGGAAGUGGAACAGGAAGAAAGUAUGUAACAGUGGUCAUUAUUGGGGUAGGAUGUGGAUGCCUUUGGUGGAAGGGAUGGAUUCCUAAUAUGAUGUUUGCAACAAGGCGCAGUUUAAAUGAUGCCUGUACAGGCAUAGGUAAUCAGCUAGGGAAAGUUUAUGAAUCAAUUGAGCAAGCCAAGAAGAAUAUAUCUGCAAAAAUUAAUGGCGUGGAAAAGAUAGUGGAUGAAUCUGCAGUCAUUGUAGAAGUUAUCGAAGAUGAUAUCAAUAAAAUACGAAAUGAAACAGAAAAAAUAAAUGGAGAUAUGAACGGUGUUGAUACUUUUAUCCGAGUUAUUGAAUCUAAAAUCAGUGAAAUAGAAGGGAAUCAGAUUGCGACAAAUAAAAAAAUCGAGGGAAUAUGUCGAAUUACUGAUAGUUUGCAGAAUGGCACUACACCGGCAUAUAUUCAGGCACCCUUAUCCAAGCCAACCCUUGAGCUACCACCAGUUUCACCAUCUUCCAGCGCUCUGCAGUCAGGUCCUUCCAGGCUAUAUCUUGAGCAGCCUUCUAUUACACCAGUAAUAUCAAGGACUGGGUCCGAGCCUCCAAUUAGGUCAGCUGAUCCACCAUCUCCAUCAAAUACUAUUGUAUCUGACGAGGAAAGCAGUAAUAUAUCGGAGCAGAGAAAUUUCUCUAGUAAUGAUGUGAAUUCUAUGAAAACUCCUCCCAUAGAAAACAAGAUCAGUGGAUCUAGUGCUGGUGGUUUUUUUGGGAUAAGCUUGUCAAGCGUCUAUGCUCCAUUGCUGAGAACUCGCAGUGCGACCAACUCAGUAAUACAGCAAACUCGCCCAACUAGUUGAUGACAGUACCAGACCUAUUUUUUUGGUUUCCAGUAUAUUAUAAAUGAAUAGAUAUUUUUGGGGAUGGUGUUCACUGAUAAGCGGUGGCUAUUCCGAGGUUGUAUGCACCAUCACAUACAAGUAUGUUGUGUAAAAGCCAGUCUUAGUCUUAUUCGAGAAACGACUGAGCAGUGAAUUUUGCAGAUUA